This is a messenger RNA of Rhododendron vialii, 2431 nucleotides long. Its product is annotated as protein SUPPRESSOR OF GENE SILENCING 3-like. The transcript has 6 exons. Gene Ontology annotation, biological process: defense response to virus; regulatory ncRNA-mediated gene silencing. The record is from RefSeq and is a predicted model, not a curated record. Lineage: Eukaryota; Viridiplantae; Streptophyta; Magnoliopsida; Ericales; Ericaceae. Bases 257 to 2230 code for a protein of 657 amino acids.
GUAUUACACUGAAUUGAAUAAGCAUUUGGAGUCCGACCUCUGUUGUAUACCAGAAUACCUCAUUAAAUGGUCCUAGGAGGAGGGUAAUUUUUCUUCCUCCCCAAGCCACUCUCACUGUUCUCUCUCUCUCUCUCUCUCUCUCUCUCUCUCUCUCUAAUGGCUUGAAAUUUAAUCUGAGAAGAAGCUCCGUUUUCCAAUUUCUGUCAUUUUUCCGGCGCGUUCUACUCUGUUCCUGAGGAAGAGGGUGCUAAAUAUAAUGAGUUCAUGGAAAGGGGGUGGAAAGCCAUUUGUUGCUGGUACUUCUCACUCAUCAUCCAAGUUCAGUGGCAUACCUGAGAGCUUGAGUCCAAAGGUGGAUCAAUUGACAGAUGCUGUAGCUGACGUGAGCUUAGAGGGUGGCGAAUGGGAGGUUUGCACAAGGAAGGCCAAAAAUAGAGGUUUUGGAGGCGGCGCUGGAAAACCAUGGCCUUCUCAGAGUUCCGGUGCUAAAGUAUGGGGACAUCCUGCUGCUGUCCAAGAGCUGGGUGGCGUGCAGAUUAGUGGUGGACCGGGUACGGUUCCUCCUGGCAAUAGCUGGCCAACACUUGAUGCUGGUUCGAGAAGGCCUCCGGGGAGAGGAAAUAAUUCAAGGCCCCAAUCAGCUGGUAGAGGUUUUGUGAGCAACAGCAACACCCCUUCCCCACGAGCAAUCCCUCUUCCUUUGGAGCACGGGUGGAAUUGGCCUACGAGAGCUGCUGCCAGUAGUCAGUCUUCAGAAGAUGCUACAGGACAAAGAGAUACCACCAUACACUUGGACGACCCCACUCCUGUUGAUGACGACGAUGGCAAGAUUGAAAAUGAUGAUGACUCAGAUGAUACAGAUGAUGAACUAUUAACUGACGAAUAUGAUUCUGAUGUGAGUGAAAAAAGCCAUGACUCCCGCAAGAAUAGUAAGUGGUUCAAGGUUUUUUUUGAAAACUUGGACAAACUAAGUUUGGAUGAUAUCCAUGGUCCAGCAAGACAGUGGCAUUGCCCAGCAUGCAAAGGGGGUCCUGGAGAAAUUGACUGGUAUCGAGGUCUGCAGCCACUCAUGACGCAUGCCAAAACAAAAGGAUCAAAGAGGGUGAAGCUGCAUAGAGGUUUUGCAGAACUUUUGGACGAAGAGCUCCGCAGGCGGGGUACUUCAGUCAUACCGGCUGGUGAAACAUUUGGUAAGUGGAAGGGUCUUGAUGAAAUGGUCAAAGAUCGCUCUAUUGUUUGGCCGCCAAUGGUUGUCAUUAUGAACACAAGGCUUGAGCAGGAUGAAAAUGACAAGUGGCUUGGCAUGGGAAAUCAAGAGCUUCUUGAUUCCUUUAGUUCAUACUCUGCAGUGAAGGCUCGACAUGCCUAUGGCCCACAGGGGCACCGAGGGAUGAGUGUUUUGAUUUUUGAAAACUCGGCAAUGGGCUUUUUAGAGGCCGAACGUCUUCAUAACCAUUUCCAGGAACAAGGAACCGAUAGGGACGCUUGGGACCGUCGUCCAGUCCUAUUCUAUCCUGGUGGAAAGCGCCAACUUUAUGGCUACAUGGCAGAGAAACAAGACCUGGAUCUUUUUAAUAAGCACUGCCAUGGCAACAAAGCUGCCCGACUGAAGUUUGAGACUAGGUCAUAUCAGGAGAUGGUUGUGAACCAAAUGCGACAAAUGAGUGAAGAUAACCAGCAGUUGAUCUGGUUUAAGGAUAAAGUGGCUAAAGAGCAAAGACGUUCAAAAGCUCUUGAAGAGUCUUUUGAGGUAGUAUCUGAGAAGUUGCGCAAGACCGUGGAGGAAAACCGCAUUGUCAGGCAAAGGAGCAAAAUGCAUCAUGAGCAGAACAAGGAAGAGAUGGACUUUCAAGAACAAUUCUUCAAAGACCAGCUUGAAACCAUCCAUAAAACUAGGGAUGCAAAGGAAGACGAGUUUGAGAAGAUUCAGCAGGAGGAGCGAGAGAAGAAGAAACAAUCAAAUACACAUGUUUCUGCUAAGGGGGAUCGUAGCCGCAGGGAGGAAGAUUUUGCAAAGUUUGUCAAGUCUCAGGACAAAGAGAUGGAGGAAUUUGUGUCUGAGAGGGAGAAGUUGGUGAAAGCUUAUGAAGACAACAAAAUCUCAAUGAAGCAGAGGCAUUUUAAGGAAGAGGUUCAGCUGGAGAAGGAUUUUGAUACUGCCCUUAACCAGCUAAUGAACAAGUACAGUCCACACCGCUCGGAGGAAGAAGGCAACAUCAGUGAUCAGUAAUUGAGAUUGAAGGGGGAGACUUGUAACUCUCAACUUAUGGUUAAACAAUAUUAUCGUACUUUUUUUCUACUCCUUGUGCUUUAUCACAAUCAGCAGUAACAGUUCCGAAAAGCAAAGUAAAAAGAAGUUAUGGAAGACAGUGUUCUCCAUGGACUGGCUUACUGUUUUACUUCUUCUCUACAUAUAAGGUUUUAUGGUGUC